Daldinia loculata is the source of this 1820-nucleotide messenger RNA. RefSeq lists its product as uncharacterized. The transcript has a single exon. Lineage: Eukaryota; Fungi; Ascomycota; Sordariomycetes; Xylariales; Hypoxylaceae. The record is from RefSeq and is a predicted model, not a curated record. The coding region runs from base 351 to 1361 and encodes 336 amino acids.
GUUGUAUCUUCCGAGGUUACGAAAACCCGGACAAGGCUUUGAUUUAUAAACCCCUUUUGACUCCAACCUCCAAUUGACUAUGUACACCGUCAUGUGGCCCUUUAUGACCUUCGACCCCAAGUCCCCUAAUUUUAAUUCGUGAUCGCCAGUGGAGAAAACAUGUACUGCAGUUCUUGUGCCACUUCAGGAAAUAACAAUAUCCUGACCUACGGCUUUGGUGCGUCAUGUAAUCGAUGUGACCCCCGCCUCGUAACGAGACACAACAUGUUCAGCAUACCGAGCCACCCGCGCUUGGUCUGAUGCUCUCCCCUUUAUAACUUGACCGGAUCAUGGCCUAAAAGUUAAAAUUCAUGUUCCCUUGCCUUCUCACCUACAUAUCCUCUCCUACCCCGUCCUAUCACUUAUACAAACCCAUAGCCGUCGUCGCCAUGGCUACGUUCGCGAGUCUUCCCGCUGAGUUACGUCUAGAGAUCUGGGAUCUCGCGUUACAUCAGGAAGCACGCGAUCGCUUACUUAUAAUUGGCCAGACCAAGAAUGCCCCCAUCACUAAUGAGUCGCCGCUCUGUCUCUUACCCCUCAAGCACCACGCAAGUCCGCUGCUCUCGGUCAAUUCCGAGAGUCGCUAUCAAGCCAAGGCCUUCUACACAGCUAAGCUUGACGUCUACGAAGUCCCUCGCCUCUCCAAAGAAGACGUCGGUCGUAACAGCAAAUGCUCAUACCAAGUGCAAUACAUCAACAAAGCCAUCGAGACCGCUAGCGUAGUGAAGGGCUCUAUCUAUCUUAGCCCGCGAUAUGACUUCUUCGUCUCGAUUCGAGGCAUUGACACCUUCCCGUAUCUCCAGGAAGAAAAGAAGGAAGACUUGCUCGACAAGCAACAAGAGAAUCAAGAACCCCCCCGCCACUAUAUCACGGCGAAGAUACCACCGGAGAUCGCCAUGAAAGUCCGUAACGUCGUCUGUAUACAGAAGAACCUAGACAGAGACGACGACUUCUACGACUGGUGGUGGACAGACACGUACAUGGAGAAUCUCCUAUACAACCGGGAGGAACUCGUGCGAUAUCUCUGCGUCCCACCAUUCCGUCCCCGUUUAUAUGGUCCCGUUUACGUCAAAUACCUCUGGAGAGCAUCCGAUUUCAAGCAGAUACAGAACUACCUGCAUCUAUGGCUACCGCAAGAAGAAUUAGAAGGCUUCAUUUCCAGCGUGAUCAAAAACCGUGGUCGCGGCUCUUACGACUUCCGGGAAUGGUCACUGCAUCCGGCUAAUCGUAUACCCAAGUUGGUAUUACUCGAUCUAAACGAGGAGCCACAGAAGCAAGACGAAGAUUGUGCGCCAGUUAAGGCACAAGUCAAGACCUUAUGAUAAAAAGGAACUGAGAUUACUUAGUACGAGUUAUUUUUUUCUGGAUUUGGCGUUUUGGGAUUCGGUUUAGCAUUCGGGGGAUUUGGGUCCUAUACCUACUGCUUAAUACCUCGAGAAUCUUUCGCGGCGAAACAUUUUUGUAAUUAAGGGUAUGCCUCAUGAGACUUUGGGAGUUGCGGUAAAUAGGUGGUACUGAGGAAAAUGGGUAUGAUGAUCCACACGUAGCAAUACAUUCGCUUUUGCAUUUCUCAACAAUACGCAAUGCGCAUAACCUACCUAAGGUAGCAAUCGGUCCGUCAAUCGUCAAUCAUCUCCACCAGUUUAGUUUCUCCAGCUGCCGCAUCAAGUAUUUCACCUCGCAGGAAAAGCAACUUCAUCACAAACAGAACUCAGCAAAACAAUACGUAAAAGCCAUGUGAUGGAACAUAUAAACAGUGCUAAUACAUUCGAUAUAUAUUA